AUGAAGUUGGCGGGUGAUUUAUAUGAAGUGAGCACAAUGCUCAACGAGGAGAUCUCAAACGCUCCGUCGCAACCGAACGGAAGUCUCGCAGUCGAUGCCGUCAAUGCAAGCUGGAUCAACGAACCAAAUCCGGUCUUAAGAACUCGCAAACACGGCAAAAUAAACGUCGAUGCUGUCGACAGAGCAAUCUUGCAACUGAAGGCUCAACUUCGAGACCACAGAGACAAAUUUCAGAUCCUAGCUCAUGUUUGUCAGAGAUGGAAAGCAGAGCUAGAGGUGGAGUAUCCACUCAUGAAGCGAGAAUCUGUAUCGCGAAGCGGCCUUCACAACCUCGCGAUACCGUCUUAUGAGUCAUCUAGCACCAAAAGUCCUGUCACCAAAGAAAAGACUCCCGCAGCCCCCCAAAGUCCAGCAAUAACUCCCAGGAUCAGAUUCACGCACAGUCCUGACAGAAGAAACGAUGCCGACGACGAUGGAUUUUCUAUCUCCCCUUUCUGA
Molecule: messenger RNA, 498 nt
Organism: Aureobasidium melanogenum CBS 110374
Lineage: Eukaryota; Fungi; Ascomycota; Dothideomycetes; Dothideales; Saccotheciaceae
Exons: 1
Coding region: 1-498 (165 amino acids)
Source: RefSeq, a predicted model, not a curated record